UAAAAUAUUGUACGCUUAAUUAAUGGUGGGUAAACGUUCUAGUUUCUUACCCGGUGGUAAAUACGAAAUUUAGAUUUAAAAUUUUAGUAAAUAGUGUGUUAUACGUUGUAACUAUACAUUUACUGUAUAUACACGACACGAUACGAACUAGAAAGUGACCUUUGUCUGACUUGGACUAAAAUAAGAUUCAUUAUUACAACAUGGAACCAUGCGACAUACUCGUGACCGGGGGAUCCGGUUUCCUUGGCCAGCACGUUAUCGGACUGCUUCAAACAAGAGCUGAUCACGUGACGGAAAUUCGGGUGUUAGAUAUGGUACACUAUGAAAAUAAACUUGAUUAUAAACAUUCAAAGCCAGUGAAGACGUAUGUUGGUAGUGUAACUGACGAGAAGAUUUUAAAGGAGGCCUGCCACGGUGUCCGAUGUGUAAUACACAUUGCUGGCAUUCCAGAUUCUUCAAUGUUCCCUGAUAAAGAGAGAAUUAACAAAGUUAACAUUCAGGGUACUCUACUGACGUUGCUCGCGGCAUUAGGAACAGCUGGUGUUCAACGAUUUAUAUACUGUAGUUCUGUGUCUGUUGCUAUUGGCAACAAUGACGUCACCGACGGAAUUCGAGAGGAUGACCCAAUUCCAUCCAAGCGUCUUUUUGAACCAUACGCAUCUUCGAAAUUGGCGGGUGAACGUUUUGUAAUGGCUGCAAACGGUCCUACAUUUCGCACUGUUUGCCUGAGACCAUUGGUCAUGUGGGGUGAAUUGGAUUCUACAUUUGUUCAGCUUUCACUAAAAUCAGCGGCUCAAACAUUCGGUUAUUUACCCAGAAUUCAAUGCGGCAAAAUAGCGCACCACAAUGCAUAUGUUGGCAACGUGGCUUGGGGAUUCGUCUGCGCUGAAAUAAAAUUAUAUAACGAUUUGAAACGCAGUGACGUCAGAGGGAGCAUGUCAAACCAUGAAAAGGAUGAAAGAAAUAGAGCCGAGUUUUGUUCAGAACUACGCAGACGUUCUAAGCGAAUGGGGUCAAAUCUUGAUGAAAAUGAAGAUUUAAAAGAUGUAAAUAGUGACUUGAAAGAGUCGACUGCUAAUAUUUAUUACUUAGUAGACGACACUCCACCAAAUAACACUUACGAUUUUUUGAAACCAUUUCUAAAUGCGUCAGGUUACAAAAUGACAGAGUUUGCAUGUCCGUUGGUUUUAUUUGCAAUUGUGUACUGGAUAAUUUUUGGUAUUCUUUUUAUCGUGCGGCUGUUUGGAUUCAAAGUUAACUUUCCGGUUGCAGACGGACUUAUUGGUUUUAACAAACGAACUUAUGUGUUUAAUGACGACAAAGCACGUGAGGAAUUAAAUUACAGGCCACUAUAUUCACCUGAAGUAGCUUUUGAAAGGUCGAUCAAAUACUAUAAGAAAUGUUCUAACAAUGUCAGUUGAAACUGUUAGUUAAGCGUAAAAUUUACAUAGACUCUAUAUACCAUGUAACAUAAUAUUAAUAUAAAAAUGGUCGACUCAGUCCUGGUCUUGUGGCAAAUAUCGCGUUUUUUAAAAAUAUGUUGCUUUAUUUUUAAUUAAGAAUUUUUAAAGGCAAACAAACAUAUUGCCAAGAAAAAAGUCAAAAUAUAUAUCAAAUAUUGAUCAGAUUAAUUAA
Molecule: messenger RNA, 1635 nt
Organism: Ruditapes philippinarum (Manila clam)
Lineage: Eukaryota; Metazoa; Mollusca; Bivalvia; Venerida; Veneridae
Product: 3 beta-hydroxysteroid dehydrogenase/Delta 5-->4-isomerase type 1-like
Exons: 5
Coding region: 201-1421 (406 amino acids)
Biological process (GO): steroid biosynthetic process
Molecular function (GO): 3-beta-hydroxy-Delta5-steroid dehydrogenase (NAD+) activity
Source: RefSeq, a predicted model, not a curated record